Molecule: messenger RNA, 1276 nt
Organism: Zingiber officinale
Lineage: Eukaryota; Viridiplantae; Streptophyta; Magnoliopsida; Zingiberales; Zingiberaceae
Product: xyloglucan endotransglucosylase/hydrolase protein 9-like
Exons: 3
Coding region: 78-971 (297 amino acids)
Biological process (GO): xyloglucan metabolic process; cell wall biogenesis
Cellular component (GO): cell wall; apoplast
Molecular function (GO): hydrolase activity, hydrolyzing O-glycosyl compounds; xyloglucan:xyloglucosyl transferase activity
Source: RefSeq, a predicted model, not a curated record
GCAGACGCUCAUUGCAUCCGAGAAGCUUUCUUCACUCGCCUCGUCUUAUCGUCGUCUUCGAUUCUCGUAUCGGAUCUAUGGACGUACGCAAUGGAAGCUUGGGUUGGUUAGUAAUGGCAGUAUGGGUCUCGGUGAGUGCGUUGCGAGCGCAAAGCUCCAAGUUUGAUGAGCUCGUGCAGCCGAGCUGGGCCACCGACCAUGUAAUCCACGACGGCGAGCUUCUCAAGCUCAAGCUUGACAACUCUUCCGGCUCUGGAUUCGCGUCCAAGAGUAAGUAUCUCUUCGGCAAGGUCACCGCGGAGCUCAAGCUCGUGGAAGGGGACUCCGCCGGAACUGUCACCGCUUUCUAUAUGUCAUCGGAAGGGGCGAACCAUCAUGAGUUCGACUUCGAGUUCCUGGGGAACAGAACAGGGGAGCCGUACCUGGUGCAGACGAACCUCUACAUCAAUGGAGUCGGAAACCGAGAGCAGCGGAUGGACCUGUGGUUCGAUCCCACCACCGAUUUCCAUGCCUAUUCUAUCCUCUGGAACCCGCAGCAGGUGGUGUUCCUCGUCGACGACACGCCCAUCCGCGUGCUCUCCAACCGCGCGGCGUCGCGCAGCGGCAUUGCGUUCCCCGGCGACCAACCGAUGGGCGUCUACAGCUCCAUAUGGAACGCCGACGACUGGGCCACCGAGGGCGGCCGGGUGAAGACCGACUGGUCCCACGCGCCCUUCGUAGCCACGUUCCGCAGCCUCCGCAUCGACGGCUGCGAGUGGGCGCCCGGCGCGGAGGUUGCGGCGGAGCUGCGGCGGUGCAGCGCCAGCGAGCAGGGGAAGGAGGGGCGCUACUGGUGGAAGGAGAAGGAGAUGGAGGUGCUCACGGUGCACCAGAGCCACCAACUAAUCUGGGCGCGCGCCAACCACCUGGUCUACGACUACUGCAGCGAUCCCGGCCGCUUCCCGUCGCAGCCACCGGAGUGCAAUAAAUAAAUUAACCGGGUCCACUUUCAAAUUUCAUGUAACUACACAAUCUCUCUCAGUCGCCUGCUCCGGCGAACCUCUGGUUCAUCUUCUCUUCUGUUCGCCGCUUACUGUGCACUCGUUCUCUCUUCUAAUGGAUGCGUAAGAAAGUUUAGGGAAUUGGGAAAGCUUGUCUGUUUGGACGUUGAGGCAUUGGAUUCUUUAGCAAACGCUCGUGAAAAUGCACUGCAUUUAACAGCAUUGGUAAAGAAGACAGUCGUUAAAAUAUUUUUUUUCUGCUUUUGAAGGAUUAAAAGUAGUACAAUUCACAUGAA